Molecule: messenger RNA, 1726 nt
Organism: Cicer arietinum (chickpea)
Lineage: Eukaryota; Viridiplantae; Streptophyta; Magnoliopsida; Fabales; Fabaceae
Product: inositol-tetrakisphosphate 1-kinase 1-like
Biological process (GO): inositol trisphosphate metabolic process
Cellular component (GO): cytoplasm
Molecular function (GO): ATP binding; inositol-1,3,4-trisphosphate 6-kinase activity; inositol-3,4,5,6-tetrakisphosphate 1-kinase activity
Source: RefSeq, a predicted model, not a curated record
CGUGUCCUCAUUCACCCCGCAUUCUCCUACAAACCCAGUCACCUUAUCAUCCCCCCUUCCUUCUCUCUAACCCUAGCACUCCUACCUAUAUAUAUCCAUACCCUCUCCUCAUUUCCCCUCUCUCUUUCUCUCUCCUCUCUUAUCUCACUCCAUUUCUUGCCCCUCUCCAAUUUUCCGCAUCCACACUUCCUCAACCCCAAUAAACCAAACCCCAAACAUCCAAUAUUAGGGUUUCAUCAAAGUAAUGUGAUUCAUCAUUCAUUCACCGAACCAAACGACGGUUAUUUUUUUUUUCUUUUUCUUUUUCAAUCUUUUUUUUGAAUCCAAUGGCUGAGAAGAGAUUCGGUGUGAUAGGUUACGCCUUAGCACCAAAGAAACAAAACAGCUUCAUCCGCGACUCACUAUUAACGCUUGCGAAAUCACGCGGAAUCGAACUCGUCCGAGUCGACUCAAACGUUUCCUUAGCAGAUCAAGGACCGUUCGAUUGCGUCCUCCACAAACUCUACGGCGACGAUUGGAAACGUCAACUUCAAGAUUUCAAAACAAAAAACCCUAAUGCGGUAAUUCUUGAUGCGCCCGAAGCAAUCGAGAGGCUACACAACAGAAUUUCAAUGCUUCAGGUUGUUUCGGAGCUUAGGGUCGACGACCGAACCGAGACGUUCGGGAUCCCGAAGCAGAUUGUUAUUUACGACAAAGAAACGCUAUCCGACGGCCAAGCUUCAGAGAGUUUAAAGUUUCCGGUGAUAGCGAAACCGUUAGUUGCCGACGGUAGCGCAAAAUCGCAUAAAAUGGCUUUGGUUUUUAGCCACGGCGCGCUGAAUAAGCUGAAGCCGCCGAUCGUUUUACAGGAAUUCGUUAACCACGGCGGCGUGAUUUUCAAAGUGUAUGUCGUCGGGGAGCACGUUCGAUGCGUGAAGAGGAAGUCUCUCCCUGAUGUUUCUGAGGAAAAAGCGCUCGGCGUUUCGGAGGAUUUGUUGUCGUUUUCGCAGGUUUCGAAUCUGGCUAACCGUGAUAGUGUUGACGACGAAGAUAAGUAUUAUCAGAUGAUGAAUUUUGAUGAUACUACUGAGUUGCCGCCGCAGGCUUUUAUUGUUGAUAUUGCUAGUGGUUUGAGGCGUGCUAUGAAGCUGAAUCUUUUCAAUUUCGAUGUGAUUCGUGAUUCUAGACAUGGGAAUCGGUACCUUAUUAUUGAUAUUAAUUACUUCCCGGGGUAUGCUAAAAUGCCUGGUUAUGAAACCGUUUUGACAGAUUUUUUCUGUGAUUUAAUGAACAAUAAACAGGUAGAUGAAAAUGUGGAAGAAGAGGGUAAUGUGACAAAGAUUGUAACUGGUGAUGGGGGUGAAGAAAAAGAUGAAUCUGUUUAAAAAAUGAUUGUGUUGUUGAAGUUGAACCAUUGUGUUUGUUGGUGGCUUUUGGGUAACCAGAAAUUCUCCAAAUUGGGGUUGAAGAAUUGCAGUUUAGGUAGAAGUUGGGUACAGUGGUGAAAAAACAAGACUUUAGGGUUGUUUUUGUGGGUUAGUUUUUUUUAACUUGUUAACAACAUGUAUAUUCGCUUCCACCAUUGCUUUGGAGAUAGGUACCUUUUUUUCAAACACCCUUAUCAAGGUUUAGGAAAGUUGUAUUUUGAGGAUAAGAUCAGUAUGCUAGAAACUGUUUUGCUUUGUGCUUUAUUCCUUUAUUCUCCAAUUUGUUAAAUUCUAUUCUCAUUUUGCAGAUUUUUUGCUUU